Messenger RNA from Lytechinus pictus (painted urchin), 6150 nucleotides. RefSeq lists its product as uncharacterized. Lineage: Eukaryota; Metazoa; Echinodermata; Echinoidea; Temnopleuroida; Toxopneustidae. The coding region runs from base 684 to 5270 and encodes 1528 amino acids. The transcript has 2 exons. Gene Ontology annotation, molecular function: nucleic acid binding; zinc ion binding. The record is from RefSeq and is a predicted model, not a curated record.
GCGGCACCACAUCUUGAGUUUUGAUGAUAGGCAUAAAAUGCCUGAUGUUUCCAUAAAUUGAAGAAAAUCUAAGUAAUCCCUUAGUUGCAGCCAACUUUAACGACAAAAUAGAGGCAAGAAGUUUUCACGGAGUCAAGGAAAAGACAGAAUAAACGAAACCACUCCCGUAAAAACAUGUCUGCUAUGUUUGAUUGAUUGACUGCAGCUACAGUGAAAACUUCCAGAGGUUAUUCUUCUACGAGGACAAGAUGUCGGACGACGAUUCGAAGAAGGGCCUGCAGUACCAGCAGCAGGAACGGCAGUUUCGCUCACUGAUAAGGGCUUGGCGGCAGGCGGCCAACAAACUUAGAGCUGCCCUCAUUGAUGAAGAACUUAUCUUAGUAAUUAAACAACAGAGAGAUGAAGUACAGGCAGCUAUAGAUAAUGCAUCGAUGCUGCAGGAGUCUCUUAGUAAGACUAAAGAGGCAUUAAAUCUGGAUGAUGACAGCAUUGACAGAAUCGAAGAGAUUGAGGAGCAACAUACCGAACUGAUGAAGGAAACUCACAUUCGAAUGAAGGCUCUACAAGUAGGCUCCUAAAAUUCAACGUCAUCUAGACAUUCCUCCAAACGUUCAUCACAAAAGGAGGUUGAAUGCAAACGGUGGGUUAAUGCUGACAACCAAGAUGAUUCUCCCACAGAGAAAAUGACUCCAAGUGCUCAAGUUCUUGGAACAAGUGAUCAAUUAGCAGCAACCAUACUGGACCAGAUGAGUCUCAAUCACCUGCCCCCUCCAGAACCGCCUGUGUUUGAUGGGAGUUCUCUGCAAUAUCCCACAUGGAAAAGAAGCUAUGACCUGCUGAUAGAAAGAAAGAACAUAAGGACAGAGGAUAAGUUCUAUUAUCUUCUGAAAUACUUGAAGGGACAACCCUUACAACUAGUUCAAGGUUAUUCAUUGUUAGGUGAUGCCUUCUCCUAUGCUGCAGCUAAACAGGCCUUGGAAAGUAGGUAUGGCGAUCCCUUUGUUCUGUCCAAUGCCUACAGAGACAAGUUAGAAUCCUGGCCGAGAAUCAACAAAAGGGAUAGCCAAGGCCUACGAAUGCUGUCUGAUUUCUUGAAACAGUGCUGUACAGCAAUGCAAACCAUAGGAAAUCUGGCGCAAUUGGACGAUGAGAGGGAAAAUAGAAAGAUCCUGGCCAAACUUCCAGACCAUCUCAUCAUAAGCUGGGGUAAAAGAGUUGCCAAAUGGAGAGAAACUCAUAGAAACACCUUCCCUUCAUUUCAAGCAUUUAGCAACUUCAUCGAGGAAGAAGCUAACAUCGCAUGUGAUCCUGUUACCUCACUGAAUAGUGUAAAGGAGCUGAAGGUAGAGAAGAAGCGGACCGUGUUGGGUGCGAUAUCCAUGUACACCUCAACAGAUCAACGCCCACAGCCUCCAAGAAAAGGAAGGAAGCAGGAGCAAGUCUGUUUGCUUUGUAAGGAACAUCAUCAGCUAGGAAUUUGUCAGAAGUUCCUUUCAAUGACCUUGAAAGAACGAAAGAACUAUGUUCGAGAGAAUGGACUGUGUUAUGGCUGUCUCAAACGAGGGCACACUUCAAGGGAAUGUAACAGGAAGCACACAUGUAGUGUCUGCAAAAAACGACAUCCCACAUCUCUUCAUGAAUAUUGGAACAGAAGUGACGAAGAGAGCCACAGUGUGCAGAUGGGGGCCCAGCCUGCCAAUGACAGCUCUUGGCCAAUAGAGCAACUCAGAACAUCAAGUUCCCAUACCACAGUAAAUCACAUGACUAAGAACAGGCAGGCUGUAAGGUGUUCUUCGGUCGUUCCAGUCUGGAUAUCUCAGAAGGACAGCAUUGAUGAGAGACUGAUCUAUGCGUUGUUAGACACACAGUCUGACACAACAUUCUUGCUGGAGUCUACCAAAGAAGCGAUGAACCUACAUGGUUCAAAGGUAAAUCUUCUUCUCUCUACCAUGUCAAGGAAAAAUGAAAGGAUACCUAGCGAGAAGAUUCAAGGUCUAACAGUUCGUGCCCACAACAGCACAAAGGUAAUCAAUCUUCCUGCAGUGUAUACUCGAGACAUUAUGCCUGCCAACAGGGAGCAUAUUCCUGUACCUGAAGUGGCAGCCUCGUUUCCUCACCUGACUGAAAUUGCAGAGGAACUGUUACCACUUCAAGAAUGUGAGGUUGGACUGCUCAUCGGAUAUGACUGCGCCAGUGCUCUAACUCCUCGCAACAUAAUUCCUUCCCCUGAUGGAGAUGGACCGUUUGGUAUGAAAACUGACUUAGGUUGGAGCAUCGUUGGCGUAGCUAACCAGAAGGAGUUUGAAGUCAGCCCUGACGACAGAAUAGGGUUCAGUCAUCGCCUCAUCACUUAUGAGAUACCUAAUGAGCUGAACGAGAACACGACUUCAAAGGGAAAGAGUGUGAUAUUUUCGCACAAUGUCACUAUCAAGGAAGAAAUAAAUCCUUCGUCAGUGCUUAGGAUGCUGGAAGCUGAUUUCUCUGAUCUCAGAAGCAGUAAAGAACCCUUCUCACAGAAUGAUGUAAGGUUCAUGAGAAUCAUGAAAGAUAAUGUUCGAGUGUUAGAUGAUGGACAUUAUGAGACCCCACUCCCAUUCAAGGAAAAUGCUCCAAAACUGCCAAACAACAGAUAUAUGGCAGAUAAGAGACUGCAACAUCUGAAAAGGAAGUUUGAAAGAGAUCCAAACUACCACCGUAGCUACACAGAAAAGAUGGAAGCACUCCUUGAGAAGGGAUACGCAGAGCUAGCACCAGAACUCAAGGCAGAGGAUAGUCCAGUGUGGUAUAUCCCUCAUCAUGGCGUUAUACAGCCUAACAAACUUCGGGUUGUGUAUGACUGCAGUGCUCAAUGUAAAGGACAAUCUCUAAAUGAUCAUCUCCUUACUGGACCAGACCUGACGAAUGCACUUGUAGGUGUACUCUGCCGAUUUAGGAAGGACGAGAUUGCAUUUAGCUGUGAUAUAAAGGAAAUGUUUCACCAAUUCAGAGUGAGAGAGGACCACCGUGACUACCUGAGAUAUCUGUGGUGGAAGAAUGGAAAUAUCCAUCAAGAUCCUAUGGAGCUACGUAUGACUGUCCAUUUGUUUGGAGCAUCUUCCUCGCCAGGCUGCUCCAAUUUCUGCUUGAAGCAAAUAGCUACUGACCAUGCAGAUAAAUUUGGAGAUGACGUGAAGGACUUUAUCCAUCGAGAUUUCUACGUGGAUGAUGGAUUGAAAUCUGUCCCUUCUGCUAAGGAUGCCGUUGAUCUAGCUUCAAGAACGAGGCAGUUAUGUGAGAAGGGUGGACUACAUCUACACAAAUUCAUAUCAAACAACAAAGAAGUAAUGGAAUCUGUUCCAGAGCCAGAUAGAGCGAAAGGAGUCUCAAAGACGGAUCUUCUGGGAACCGACUCACCAAUGGAAAAGGCUCUGGGAGUGUUAUGGUGUAUCGAGUCUGACACACUGAAGUUCAGACUCACUCUACACGACAAACCCCUGACGAGAAGAGGAGUGUUAGCCACUGUCAUGUCAAUAUAUGAUCCACUAGGUCUGCUGGCACCAGUCAUACUACGAGGCAAACAGAUCUUGCAAGAACUAUGCAAGAAAGCAGUAGACUGGGACGAUGAACUGCCUGAUGACCAGAGGAGUAAAUGGGAGAAAUGGAGAGCUGAUUUACUCAAUCUCGACUUGAUAUCCAUACAGCGAUGCUACAAGCCUGCUGGAUUUGGAGAUGUCAAGAAAAUGCAGCUUCAUCACUUUUCUGAUGCUAGCACUACUGGUUAUGGCGAGUGUACAUAUCUAAGGCUAACCAAUGAUGAAGGCAAGGUGCACUGUACACUGUUGAUGGGAAAAGCCAGAGUGGUACCUCUCAAACCUAUCACUGUGCCACGUCUGGAAUUGACUGCCGCAGUAAUCUCAGUCAAGAUCAGUGCAUUUCUCCAGAGAGAACUUGUACCCCCAAACACGGAAGAGUUCUAUUGGACAGACAGUAAUGUAGUGAUGGGGUACAUUAACAAUGACACAAAGCGAUUUCACGUGUUCGUCGCUAACCGUAUACAUCAGAUUAGACAGCACUCUACCCCAUCACAAUGGAAACAUGUGGGAACACAUGAUAACCCUGCUGACCUUGCAUCCCGGGGAGCUACAGUCAACCAACUCCUGUCAUCUUCAUGGUUCAAUGGUCCAGAGUUCCUUUGGGAGAAUAAGGCAGAUGAGUUCAAACAAGAGGAUGAGUUUGAUGUAGAACCAGAUGAUCCAGAAGUAAAGAAAGCUCAUACAAACAUUGUACGGGGCCACUCUAAGCCUUGUGCCUUUGAGAUUGAUCGAUUGGAUAGAUUCUCCUGUUGGAUCAGAGCUAAAAGGGCAGUAGCAAACUGCCUAAGACUGAAGUCUCUCUUGAAACAGCAAUGUCGAGAACGAGGUCUUCCCAUCUCGUCCCGCACCAGAAAGAGUUCUCACCAGAUCGUACCACACAAACUAACUAUGAAGGAACUGAACCAAGCCCAAUUGGAAAUCUUGAAGGCUGUACAAAGAGAUGAAUUCCAUGAUGAGUUGACGGCUAUACAGAACCGAGCAGCCAAAGGUAAUGACAUGAAUACAGGCAAGAGAUACAGACGUAAGCAUCAAGGCUAUAGUCGGUUUCACCGUCUUGACCCUUUCGUCGACUCUGAUGGGAUACUAAGAGUAGGUGGACGUCUCACAUGUGCUGCAGGUUCUUAUGAGAGUAAGCAUCCAGUUAUUCUACCCAAGAACCACCAUAUCACAGAGCUGAUAAUAAGACAUUGCCACAUUCAAACAGCCCACCAGGGUCGAGGCAUGACCACCAACCAGUUGAGGUCAAGCGGUUUCUGGGUCGUAUCUGGGAGCUCGACGAUCUCAAGAUUCAUUAAUAAGUGUGUCACCUGCCGUAGGCUACGCGGUGAAUCUCAGUGGCAGAAGAUGUCAAACCUGCCAAAGGACAGAGUUGAACCUUCACCACCCUUUACAUACAGCUGCAUGGAUGUUUUCGGUCCUUGGGUGAUAAAGGACGGCCGGAGAGAACUAAAGAGAUACGGCCUCCUCUUCAGCUGCAUGGCUUCUAGGGCUGUACACAUAGAGACUCUUAACUCAAUGACAAGUGACUCUUUCAUUAAUGCUCUCCGACGAUUCCUAUCCAUUAGAGGUCCUGUCCGUCAACUUCGUUCUGACAGAGGCACAAACUUCAGGGUCAUUCUCAGAAAAAUGCUACAAUUGAUGGGAGGAAAAAUCGUAAAAAUAAAAUCUACAAAAUGGAUUGAAAAAUACAGAUUGUGAAAGUACCAUGUAUGAGAAAGUGGCAACAGAAAAGGGGCAUGUCGCUGUUGCGUCAAUUUGAAGUACUGACCGGAUUAACUCAAGCACUGUAUAUCAACGUUACGGAGGUUAAUCGUUAGCAUUGUUCACUUAUGUUACUCAAUUAAAUCACCUUUGAAAUGAUUGAAAUAGAAAUGCACACCAUUAAGUUUCAGUGUGGUAUCAACAAUUUUAUUUACUGAAGCAAAAAUGUUUGCAAGAUAGAAAAAAUAUUCAAUAUUCUUUUUCAGAAGCAGGAUUUUACCAAAUAACAUUUAACAAAAAGAACCAUAAAAAUCAUUGCACAUCUUUCGUUCAGUUUAAUGUUCAUAAUUUGAAUGAGGCAACCUUAAAAUAACUUUCAUCCAUAACCUGAGAUCCUAAGCAAUGCAUGACCAAUGCUGGGAAUCAAAAGAUACUUUACCAUCAAAUCCUCGAGUGGCAUUUACCCUUGUCAAUCUUCGUUACGGAAGUUAAAUGAAGUUACAAAUUGCAGUAUUUAUUUGUUAGCUUAGGAAAAUCCAUAUUUAGGUAUUCGUAUAACCUUUUAUUAAUAAAUAAAGAUAAAUGUGGAACGCAUAGCUUAAUUUGCCAACCCCGCCCCCUAAAAAAAUGUAAAAAACAUAAACAGGAAACGGAAACUGUAAUUUUAUUGUCGUUCUUGUUCAAAGUUGGAAUGAAAAAACCGAAUAACCGGGCAACAGAAUUACAGUUCAUCUUUAAAGUUUCUGGCAAUAAACAAAAUAUAACAAUCGCAGUCCCGUUACCAGGAUGAGUUCUCUGGGUUACGAGGAAUCCCGCCGCCUGCCAAUAGCCAAAAAAGAUAGAAAAAGAGGGAAAAACAUUUAAAAAAGGACAUGGG